Adineta steineri is the source of this 1059-nucleotide messenger RNA. The record is from the annotation of a GenBank genome assembly. Lineage: Eukaryota; Metazoa; Rotifera; Eurotatoria; Adinetida; Adinetidae.
AUGAAUGAUUUAGAUUCAGUUUCAAAUUUUCCUUCAUUUAAUCUCACCGAACAUCAACAUGAACAUCCAAUAUAUAGUUCAACACCACUUGUAGUAGUUGAGAAACCACCUUCAUCAUCAACUUCAUCUAGUUUUUUUCUACCCUUAACAGAGAAUACAUGUAAUAAUGAUCAAUUAAUAAAAUUAAAUGAAGAUCUUUGUUUACUUGGUCUAUUUGAUUUUGUUCCAAAAACAUUAAAUAUUGAUCAAACAUUAUCGGCUUGUCGUCAACUAGUAAAAAAUUAUAAUAAACUAUCACAUGAUAAACAUAUUCUACAUGAAAAAUUAAAAAAAUAUGAAUCCGAACAAGUUAAAUAUGAAAAACGAGAAGAUAUAACAAAAAAUAAUGUUGAUCAUCUUGAAUUAACAAAAGAACGUUUAUCUGAUAAUAUUCAGACAUAUGUAACAAAAAUAAGUAAAUUAACACAAACAAUUCAAACAAAAGAUAAAGAAAUUAUUCGAUUAAAUCAAAUAUUUGCUCAACAAAGUGCAUCAGCUAAACAUCAAUAUCGAACAUUAGAAAAACAAUUAGAUAAAUUUAAAGAAAGAAUUUUAAAUCAUGAAAAAAAUCGACACACGAUGUCAACAAUUGAUUAUUCAUGGCCAUUAUUUCUAAAUGAAUCAAUUCCAACUGCAUUAUCCUCAUCUUCUUCUUCAUCUGAAGUCUUAUUAAAAAAAAUUUGUUAUGAUUAUGAUCAAAAACAUCGUUUAUUAAUGAUCGAAAAUGAUCAAUUACGUCAAUGUGUUAUUGAUAUUAAUAAUCGACUUAAACAUUUAUUACUUAUACAUCGACAUCCAACAGAUAAUUUUAAUGAAAUUUUUAAUGAUGAACAAUCAUUUGAAACACAAUUAAUGCAUUUACCAUGUCAUGCUGUUACUGAAAUAGUUCAACGUCAUUUUUUAAAAAUCUACGAUCAAAUUGAUCGAUAUUUAUUAUAUGAAAAAGUCUUAACACUUCCAUCAGAAUAUAAAGAAAUUAAACAACAAACAAGUGUACAUGAUCAUUUUCUUGAAUCUUAA